UUUCAGCAAUAUAGAAAAUUUGUCUUUGGGAGCAGCAAAAUUAUCUAUAUGUUCUUUCUUGAAUUUGAGAUUUGUGACUCCAUUGGCAUAGGCAUUUCUACUUGUUUUUGAGGAGUCAUUGAUCUCACAGCAUAAGGAGCACACAAUACCGAUGGCUCGCUCUGCUCUAGAUGAGAUGUCAGCAACUGGUGCUUUUCUCAGAACUCCUUCAACCUUCCGCAAUUUGAUAUCACGAGAUCCAAACUCCCCUUUCCCUGCAGAAGCUGGAAGGUAUCACCUACAUAUAUCAUACGCUUGCCCCUGGGCGUCCAGAUGCCUGGCAUACUUGAUGAUCAAAGGGCUGGACAAAUGCAUCAGCUUUACAUCUGUCAAACCAAAAUGGGAAAGGACUAAGGAGACUGAUGAGCACAUGGGAUGGGUUUUUCCUGCUUCAAGUUCUGAGGAACCAGGUGCUGAUCCCGAUCCUUUCAACGGGGCUAAAAGUGUCAGAGAGCUGUAUGAGAUUGCAAGCACAAACUACUCAGGCAAAUAUACUGUUCCAGUUCUUUGGGAUAAGAAACUGAACACGAUUGUGAAUAAUGAGAGUUCGGAGAUUAUCCGAAUGUUAAAUACAGAGUUCAACCAUCUGGCUGAGAAUCCAGAACUGGACCUUUACCCUUCUCAUUUGCAAGAUCAAAUCAAUGAGAUAAAUGGGUGGAUAUAUGAUGAUAUAAAUAAUGGAGUAUAUAAGUGUGGGUUUGCAAAGAAGCAAGAGCCUUACAAUGAGGCAGUGAAAAAGUUAUAUGAAGCCUUGGACAAAGCCGAGGAGAUACUCAAUAAGCAGAGAUACCUGUGUGGUGGGACUGUGACUGAAGCAGAUGUUCGCCUGUUUGUCACAUUAAUAAGGUUUGAUGAGGUUUAUGCAGUUCAUUUCAAGUGCAACAAGAAGUUAUUACGUGAAUAUCCAAAUCUUUUCAACUACACCAAGGACAUCUUUCAGAUUCCUGGGGUGAGUAGCACAGUCAACAUGGAACACAUCAAGAAGCAUUACUAUGGAAGCCAUCCUUCCAUCAAUCCGUUUGGAAUCAUCCCCCAGGGUCCAGAUAUUGACUAUUCAUCUCCACAUGACAGAGCAAGAUUCUCCAAGUAAAAUAAGUGAAGAAAAUGCGAAUACUUCUGUAUGCAGUGCAUAUCCAAAGCAAUAAAAGUUUGUCCGAGAUAGCAAUGGAAGUUCGCGGCUACAAUAGACGAAUGCUAGUUUCCUUUCUUUUUUUUUUCGGGGAAGACAACGGUUGCUGAAGUUACUGUUUUAAGGUUUUUGAAGAAAGUGUUUGUGUUUUGAUAAAUCUCUUGAACUUAGUAUCAGGUUUGAGGCUGCUUCCUGUGAAUAGCCUGCUCUCAUUGAGCUUGUAUGUUCGAAGCAACGAAUAAAAGCUGAGACCGUCUUUUGCUUGAAAGAUGUUAUUAAUCGUGGUAUAGAAGAAAUGAAAUCUUAAUGCUCUCC
Messenger RNA from Coffea eugenioides, 1483 nucleotides. RefSeq names its product glutathionyl-hydroquinone reductase YqjG-like. NCBI's taxonomy places the organism in Eukaryota, Viridiplantae, Streptophyta, Magnoliopsida, Gentianales, Rubiaceae. Gene Ontology annotation, molecular function: glutathione transferase activity. The record is from RefSeq and is a predicted model, not a curated record. The transcript is spliced from 6 exons. Gene Ontology annotation, cellular component: cytoplasm. The coding region runs from base 152 to 1129 and encodes 325 amino acids.